Messenger RNA from Aedes albopictus (Asian tiger mosquito), 9528 nucleotides. RefSeq names its product thioester-containing protein 1 allele R1-like. Gene Ontology annotation, cellular component: extracellular region. Bases 1254 to 4520 code for a protein of 1088 amino acids. NCBI's taxonomy places the organism in Eukaryota, Metazoa, Arthropoda, Insecta, Diptera, Culicidae. Gene Ontology annotation, molecular function: endopeptidase inhibitor activity. The record is from RefSeq and is a predicted model, not a curated record. The transcript is spliced from 13 exons.
CCCCCCCCCCUAGAGCGUUACGUAAUUUGUGAAUGGCGCCUUACCUGUUUGUGAAAAUUAACAAACAUAAUCAUUCCGUAUUCGCACUUCGUGCGGUUCAAACGCUCUUCAAUAAACCUUCUGUUCCGUUAUUUGCUCAACCGCGAGUUUCCUUUUUUGAAGUUCCCGUUUGUCCCUUCAAGAAAGAGUGACGUACUGAUUUUGAUGCUACAAUUCACCUUUGAGCCAUGUAUGUAAAAAGCGUUUUGAUUCGUACCGAUGUGAAACCAACAGAUUAGUAAAAGCCAAAAAAUUGCAGUAUUGAAUUCGCACUAGGUGCUUCGAUGACCCGGCCAUGCUGAUAAGUAAGUAGAGACUUUUCGUUUUAGCUGGUGCAGUAUUCCCAUGAACUGAUAGCAUCGACAUAGAGUAAGACAAAAUUGUCUACGUUUGAUUUCCUCUCUCAGUGUUCUGGAUGAUCUCGAUAAGUUAGGUUUUCUUAAGUGCGAAUGAAAAGAAGUGUCAGUCGUUACAGUAAAAAAACACGAUGAACGCGUUGAUCGUUCUAAUGUGUAGUAUUUUUGCUAUAGCAAACGGCCGGGAUGCCAGUGUGAUCAUCAUUGGACCGAGAUACAUCCACCCUACACAACCGUAUAUUGUGGCGUUGGCCAAUCCUUACAGUUCAGAUGUGAGUGUGAAUCUCACCUUAAGUUGUGACGAUAGAACUCCUUCUCAGUUAAGUGAAACUCUCAAGACACAGAGUGUUGAGCGUUACUCUUUAAUGGUUCCAAAUGGAGUCAACACUGGCAGUGAAUGUUCCUUUGCGGCCGUCAACAAUGGUGGAAAGAUAAGUGUGGACCAAGAAGUCGAGCUAAGUGUUGCACGGAAGACACUGUCGAUAUUCAUUCUUACGGACAAACCCAUCUACAAGCCGGGCGAUAUAGUAAGAUUUCGGGUGAUUGUACUCGAUAUGGCGACAAAGCCUGUCAAACAUAUUAGGUAAAAGUAUCCAGAUCGACUUGGAAGACAGCCGAGAGGAAUCCCGGAAGCAGUGGACGCGAGCAGUGCUUUGCCAAGGAAUUUUUACAACCAGUCACAGACUGCCGUCCAGUCCGGCACUGGGCAACUGGAUCAUUAAGGUCACCGCAAAUGAUGGCGUCAUUCCCAACGUGAAGUUGCAGCAGUUCGAGGUUCGAGAAUACGUACUGCCUAAGUUUAUCAUCAAUGUGGCAGCUUUUCCCAUUCCGCUAAUAUCUGACAAUGAGAUCAGCUUGAUGAUCGAAGCAAACUACACAUUCGGACGUCCAGUCCGGGGAACCAUUAUUGUACAACUGUGCACCGAUGAUGAUUCACAUGUAGUAACUCACAGUGAUAGAAGGCGCUUUGAUGGAAAGGAUGUUUUCCUGUUCAAGCUCAAGGAGGAACUCGAUGCGGAUUAUGAUAAUGGUUAUGCCAUGGUGCGGGCGAACGUUUCGCUGACUGACGAAUUUUUCGAUUCCACGUCAAACGUAUCGAAGGAAAUUCCUGUGUUCAUUAACCCGUAUAAGAUUACCAUUAUUAGGGGCGAGAAAUACUACCGUCCAGGGGUUGCAUAUAACUGCGAAUUGUCUGUCGAGGAUCACUAUGGAUAUUCAGUAAGAAACAAGAUCAUAACAGUAAGGACCGACGACAGCAAAUAUAAAAUUAAAGAAGUGGCAGCAAAGUUGAACGAUCAGGGAAUAGCAACUUUAGAACUUCCCAUGCCAGAUGAGUUUGACUCUGUAGCGAUAUCGGUUGUCUUUGAAAACAGAGAAUACAGAGAUAUUCGGAUAAUCGAUGGCUAUGCACCCGCAUCAACUCAAUAUCUACAAAUUUCCAUGCACGAAAGAAAUGUAAAGGACUCGACUGUGUCAUUUAUCGUUAGGUCAAACGAGAAGUUCUCUCAUUUGUAUUACUUUGUUACAAGCCGAGGAAACAUUUUGUUGGCCAAACAUGAACGCUUUCCUAACACAGUGAAUCAUACGAUCAAUUUUAAACUUACCGUAGCUAUGACGAUGCAGUCUAAACUAGUUGUCUACACACUCAAUUCCGGUGACUGGAUUUCAGAAGAUUUUGAUCUGGACUAUUUUACCAAUGAAGUCUCAUAUGCACUUGAAGAACACACAGUUCAACCAAAUCAAUAUAUUGAAAUAGCUGUCACAGCGGCGGAAGAUUCGUAUGUCGCUUUUCAGGCAAUCGACCAAGGAGUUCUUCUGCUGGGAUACGAAGGAUUCGGAUUAACAAAGGAGCAUGUUCUUAAAGAUCUUGAUGAGUACACUACUGGAGGCAUUUAUUCCGACAUGAGUUAUUUUGAUUCUUUUGGUCUGUUCAUGAGAACUGAUUUCAAAAUUCACGAUCAAUCAAGCCGCACAAAGCGUUCUACUCACCAGACAAGACGUCAACCGCGUGUGAAACCCACAUCAUUCGCAAUCGGUUAUGCUGAAUCGUGGCUGUGGAAGAAUUACACAAUGAACAAUCAGAAGAUGCUGACCAUAUCUGACGUGGUGCCUAAGACACUCACUUCCUGGCUUGUGUCGGGCUUUGCCCUGAGCCCUACUCGAGGCUUGGGACUGAUAAAGGCGCCAGUGAAACUAACUGUAUCCAAGCCAUUCUACAUUAUUUCCAACCUUCCGUACUCGAUCAAACGUUUUGAAGUUGUCCGGAUACAGACGACCUUGUUCAACUUUUUGACCGAUUUGUUGCCGACAAACGUCACCUUAUACAACCUGUGUGGCGAGUUUGAAUUUGUAGAUCGGACAUCAUAUGACGGAAUACUUGGCAAACAAGCAAUUGUGGUGCCGUACGGUCAACCAACAUCAGCUUCGUUUCUGAUUAAAGCCAAAAAGCUGGGAGACAUCACAGUAAAGAUCAAAGCCGAAAGCACUUUGAGAACUGAUAAAUUGAAACACAAACUUCGUGUGACACCGGAGAGCCUAUUACAUUUAAACUCGGAAACAGUAUUCAUUGACCUUGAAUCGCAUGGAACGCAAAAUUUCAACAUGCGUAUCAACAUUCCGAAGCGUGCGGAUCGAGGAUCGGUCAACAUUCAAGCAAUAAUAGAUCCUGUUUCAGCUUCGUUCAUGACAACUAUUGCUCAGAAUUUGAGCCAUUUAUUCGCAAUCCCAACUGGAACCGCUAGUUCAAGUCUACAGGCAAUAAUUCCCAACGUAGUUCUACUAGAUUGCAUCAAGGAGACAAACCUAAAGGAUCCCCUCGUAGAACAAGGAGCCGUAAACUAUCUAUCCACUGGAUACAUAAAUCUACUGAAGUACAGACAUUCUAACGGGGCAUUUGGCCAAUGGGAUCCCCCACAGAAGAAAUCAAGCAUUUUCCUAACGGCACUUGUUGCCAAUGCUUUUGCUACUGCAGCCAAUCAUAUUGAAAUCGACAAAACCAUAGUCACAAAAGCUUUUUCAUGGAUAAAAGAAAAACAGAAACAAAACGGAUGCUUCGAAGAAGUUGGAGAAAUUAUCUACGAACCCAUGCAGGAUAGUUCAUCGUCCUUUGCCCUCACGGCGUUCGUAGUUGCUGCCAUCCAGGAGAAUAAUGUAACCGCUAUCCAAUUUGGUGAACUCAUGGAGAAAGCUACGAACUGUUUGGCUGAAAACUUUCAUUCACUCACAAACGCGUACGACAUAGCAUUGGCCACUUAUGCUCUAUCUUUGACGGGACAUGCUAAACGGCAGGACUAUUUGCAUAAACUGAUCGGAAAAUUCCACGAAGCUCGUACUGGACGAUCCUGGGCCGAAGAUUUAAAGGUAGAAAUUACCGGAUACGUUCUGUUGUCUUUGCUAGCACAGAAUAUGCACCAGAAAGCUAUUCCCAUCAUGGAGUGGUUGAACGCACAACGAUACGCUACUGCAGCAUUUUCCGGCAUUCCCAGUUCUUUUGUAACACUUAAAGCGCUUGGAAAAAUAGCUGUGUAUCUACAUAAGAGAGAAACAAAUUACACGGUUCACAUAAGAAGUAAUGUUAUGCAUAGGGUAUUGACAGUCGAUAAUUCAAACUCUCAAAGCCUUAUCGCAAUUGAUUUUCCUAAUAACACACACACGCUUGAAUUUGAAAUCGAAGGUAUUGGCUUUGGUUUCCUCCAAGUGGAUUAUACAUAUAAAUUGGGCAUCCAAAGAAAAAGAGCUUCUUUUCACCUCGAUGUGAUCGUUAUGGAUACCAGUACUUACAAGAUUCAAAACCUGCAAGUGUGCUUGAGCUACGCACCGAUGUACCCUAAUGAAACUUCUGGAGUUGUCCUGGUGGAGGUUUACCUUGCGGAUGGAUUCGUAGUGUACGAGAACGCGCUCAAAGAUCAUUAUCGUCAUAUAAUAAAAACCGAACGUGUCUUCAACAACACUGCCCUGUUUGUGUACUACGAUGAAGUGAGUACAGAACAAGAGUGCUUCGAAGUUACGGCACACCGGAAGUAUCAGACCGCAUUGCACCGACCGUCCUACGUAGUAGUGUAUGACACCAAUGAUUUGGAUAAGCACGCAAUAACAUCGUACGAAGACGUGGCCCGAGAAGGAUGACUACACAUCGAUCAACUGUCAUGACCCAGCUUACAAAUUUGAUUGUUUCAACAUUAUUGUUAUAGUUUGCGUAAAUCCUAAUUUGAUAUAUAACUUUAAUGAAAUUAUAAUAAUGUAAUAAUAGGUACUUCAAUAUGGAAGACAAAUAAUUAAAAAGAACUGCACUAGCAGCAAAAAUUAGUUAGAUUCCUAAAAACUUCGGUAAGUAGAUCCAUUCUUCAAAUGUUUUCCAGAAUUGUUAUACCUACCUAUGUUUUGUGGAUAUGCGUAGUAGCGUGGUUCAAAAAAUCGUUUUUGCUCCACACCGCUUUUUCGAUUCGUAACCAGAUUCUCAGACUUCUCCCAAAAAUUGAGCUGAUUUGGUUGAAAAUUGAGAGUGCACAAGCCCUUCAAAGUUUGUAUGGGAAUUACUAUGGGAAAAGGACGUUUUUCAUUUAAUUGACCGUAGCAUUUCUCCAGGUACCUUAGAGUGUUAGUUGACCCUUGGUAGUCCUAGGCUACUCAAUCACCUACAACUUUGCCGAAGACAACAUUGAAAUCGGACGUCUCAUUAAUUAAUUAUCGAUUUUCAUCCAACUGGCGAAACAUUAACAGUGAUCGUUCAACUUCCCAGCAGGCAACAUUGCUGCUCAAGGCGCCAAAGAUAGCACACAUAAAUCAUGGCUACUAUGUUUCAAGGCGAAUUGCAGUGAUGCCCAUCCAAUAAUGUAACCAUCAUAUUCAAAGAUUUUCAUUCUGGACAAAAAUUAAUAAAUAAUUAAUGAGGCGUCCGAUUUCAAUGUUGUCUUCGGCAAAGUUGUAGGUGAUAGAGUAGCCUAGGACUACCAAGGGUCAACUAACACUCUAAGGUACCUGGAGAAAUGCUACGGUCAAUUAAAUGAAAAACGUCCUUUUCCCACAGUAAUUCCCAUACAAACUUUGAAGGGCUUGUGCACUCUCAAUUUUCGACCAAAUCAGCUCAAUUUUUGGGAGAAGGCUAAGAAUCUGAUUACGAAUCGAAUAAACGGUGUGGAGCAAGAACGAUUUUUUGAACCACGCAAGAGAUGGGCAAAACAGUUUUUUCAAGGGAACCAUUCUCAAUUGAACAGUUCCUUAGAAAGAACUAGUUCUUUUGAACCGUUCUUUCGUUCAGCAGUUUUUAUGGUUGUAUUGUGAACCGAAAUUUGACUAUUGUACGUUGCCGUGUUAUUUACGUGAUAUGUGACCAGCAGCAGUCAAAGCAAAUCCAACUUGGCAAAAAUGUAUAGGAUUUGCCAUACUGAGUAUAUUAACACAUUAUUUAUCAACUGCCGUUUUUCGACUGGCUGCAUAUUUUAUUGGACCACUAUUUUGCAAAAUGAAAAACUGAAUGAACAAUUUUGUAGUUCAUUCAUUUUCUCGUUUUUUUAGAGAACGGUGAACUACCGUUCUUUUAAAAUAAACGACCGUUCAGUCAUUAUUUCCUUAGAACUAGUUCUUCGGAACUGAUAAGCAUAAGCAUGAGCAUUAGUGACCGUACACUUUUUAGUUGCUAAUCCGUGAUUGACCUGAGCAAGCGAAACUGCACAGAAAACCAAUAGGCUUGGGGCUAGGGAUUCACACACCAUCCUCAAUGUACACUAGCCUGGUACACGGUUUAUAUGGGAAAAUACAAAAAAAUGGAAAAACUCAAGUUCUUGUAUAUUUUUUGAGUUCCACUUUGGUCCCAUAUCAACUGUGCAAAAUUUCAGAUCAAUAGGAGAAAUUAUAUUUUAGCGCCCGCCAUUUCUAGUUUUUCAUACGAUUUACUAUGGGAAAAUUUUACUCCUGCAAAGAAAAAUCGCUAGGAGUCACCCCUUGAUCCCUAAAAAUAUGUCGACAAAUGAUUUUUGUAGAAUACUUUACUAGGAAUCAGACCUCCGAAGACAGCAAAUCGAUGCGACGUUCGUGGAAAAAGUUAUUAGGCCUCACCCGAUCGAUAAUUCCUUACAUGUUAAACAGCGUUUGCAUGCCAUUCGGUUUUCAAUCAAUAACUUUUUCCACAUGCCUCAGAUCGCUUUGCGGUCUUUGGAGGGUUGGUUCCUCGUAAAAUUUCCAACAGAAAUCAUUCAUCGAUUCAUUUUCAGGGGUUAAGGGGCAACCUGUGGCGAUUUUUCUUUGAAAAAGUGAUUUUUCCCAUUUUAAAUCGUAUGAAAACUUAAAAUGGCUGGCGCUAAAAUAUAGUUUCUCCGAUCGAUCUGAAAUUUUGCACAGUUGAUAUGGGACCAAAAUGUCUUUUUGUGUCCCACGCUAAUGUACACGUUUGAGAGCUCGAACGUUAUUGGGUCAAUAACGGCGCCAGCCACGUCCUUACGGUCAACCGGGGAAAUGAAGAAAUUAGAAUUGGAUAGGCAGUCAGGUACCUGAAACUUUUGCCAGGCUUGGUAAGGUGGUAUGAACUACCAAUUAAACCGAUCUGUUUAAAAGCGCAGGUCGCACGAGAGAAGUUUCACGCAUUAUUCGUUCAAUACAUGGCCUACUUGCCUAAUUUCACCUUCUAUAAAAUUUUCACACUUGUUCGCUACCUAGCGAAUUCUAUCAUAUCUAUCAUUUCAUUAUCCACUUUGAUUUCUACUCCCUUGUAACCGUGUGUUACAAGUUUUUAAGAUUUUUAAUAUGUGCUAUAUGUUGAUUUUUGAUACUUUCACGUUCCUUAGGUUAUUAGGUGUUGGGUUAGUAGGGUUAAUUAAAUUAAAAUGUAUAAAAAUUGUAUGUUUGUUAGUAGGGUUAGCUAGAUUUAAAUUCAAAUGAUGUAAAACAUUACAACGGUACAUAGUGGGUACAAGGAGCAGACAUGUUGGAAUACACAUAGUGGGUACAACAUGAUAAGGCGGGCGUAGAUCCUAUACAAAAGGGGUGGUGGAACAAUAACUGUCUCCAUAGAGAAGGGAUUGUAAGGAUUAAGGUGUAAAAAGAAUCCGCCAUCCCUCAUUAAGUAUCUGGCGUUCGAGUGCUUCGGAUCGAUAAGAAAUUCUUAUAAAGUGUCCUAGUUGCAAUAGAAGUGAGUGGCUUGAACGAUUUGGGAGAAGAUAAGAAGUUCAUUCAGGUAUGCUUCUACUAAUAUAGUGGUUUUAAAACUAACUUAAACCUACGUUAAAGUUAGUGACUAGAUUGUGUAGUACGGUUUGUAAAAAUAUCCUCCGCAUUGCCCUCACAGGACCUUUUGUGGUACCUUAAGGUACACCACCGCCAUUUUGUACGCCAACCUAUAGGGUUGGUGAAGCACACGACUCGGCCUAGUGGUCCCUUGUUGGCCACUACGCCUAACCGUAAACGAGUAAACCCGCUCUGGUCUUGCGAGGCCAUAAUAGUUAAGGAGUGAUUCCUCGGGACCCCUAAGGGUGCCCUAACCGUAAAAGAGGACCUCUCUCGGCAGAGUCUCUCCGGCCUUGUCCUGGGCUCUGUCGAUGUCCGUCAAGGAGGGAAGACGCCAGCGAGACACGUAGAUCGCACCUUUCCGUCAAGCCGAUCUACUAUAGAUCCAGCAGCCAAUUUCCGACCACCAUUCCACCACCCAAGCCGUAAAUCCGCCGGCGGACAGGCCGUCCAGCCCGCAGCAGCAUCGGCGAGCGCUCGUCCACCGACCAAGACUUCAGACAGUGCACCACCAACAGUAGCAGUACCGGUACGUCCCCCAAAACCCUGAUAAAACCACCCACUCUACACCAUAAAUCACAAUAGCUUUCAAUAAAUUCAACCCACACCAUUCUAAGAUUUUCAAUAAAGCCAAUAGUUCAUUCAUAGUUCAACAUUUUCAAUUCCCAUAGCCUAAGUAAGGUGACAGUGUCUGCACGUUGGUCGCGGAGCCCCUCCGAUUGCCCAGUAGUAAGCCGGCCUUGAGACCCAGUUCUAAGGGUCCCUUGCUACUGCAGUUUUACCGCGAGUUUUGCCCGGGUAACACCCUUAUACUAUGAGUAGAAAGAGACCGAUAUAGCCACAAAAUCAUCAAAUUAUUAAUAGAAUACGGUCGACAAAUCAGAAUAUGCUCUUAGUUAUAUUAUUAGUUGCAUAUGAAUCAUAAUAGGUAUGAUCGUCUGACUGAUGGAGAGCAAAGCAAGCAUGUAGAGACAGAGAGUGUGAGAGUAUAAUAGAGAGCUUCUCAGUACUUUUUGAAAGCUUCCGCUCUCUGUGAAGCGAGAGUAUUGGGGAGAGUGUUAUUCGUUAUGCUUUCGGUUCACAGUAAUCACAGUGCGUUGAUAAAGAGAGUGCUCUUAGUCUCUGCGUGCAUCAGACGGAUGUCUGGUUCUACCUAUGUUCUAUGCUUCACCUUCAUAUUAUGUUGUGUCGAUUGGGUAUUGACCUAUACUCUGACUUAGGUGUUUAUUUCUAGGGAAUCUGAAAUGUGAUUUUGGGUAGGACUGUCAUUGUCGCGUUGAUAUUGAUAGGCCCACAGUGAGAGUGACAGUGGCAUCGAUAGUCAACUGUCGGAACUGAUAAUACGCAGCUCUGUAAUGACCCCUACAAAUAAUUACGUAAAUUAUGGACGCGACCUAACCUUUGAGUAAUUCAAGAAGCUUUUCAAACCGUAACGCUUUGAAAUAAUCAUUACGGACAUUCUCUAAAGCACAGAUAACCACAGUCAAAACCGAAAAACUGCAGCAAUGCUUUCGCAUGCUUGGAUGACCCUGCUUUACUGAUAUGUGAAGAGAAUUUUGUUGAGAUUGCGUGGGAAUCACACGGACUGAUAGCACUGAGUAUGUCAAAAAAAGUCCACAUUUGACUUUUUCUCUCAGUGUUCUGGCUGAUCUCCAUACGUUUGGUUUUGCGAAUGUAGAGAAGUGCCAAUCGUUGCAGUACAAUAACUAUGAACACGCUGAUCGUUCUAGUGUGUAGUGUUCUUGCUAUAGCAAAUUGCCUGGAUGCCAGGUAGGUGUUGACAGUAGGAUACGUCACAAUCCGUCGUCGAUCUAGUAGCAAUGCUUGUUUCUCUGUAUUUCAGUGUGAUCACCUUUGGGCCGAAAUACAUCCGGCCUAAACAACCCUAUAUUGUGGCCAUGGCCAAUCCACAUAG